AUGAACACUGAGGACUCCUCUGAACUUUCCAAUUUCUCUCUUCUCAACAACAUGAAUGCCGGCGACUCCAUUGAAGUUGCCAUCUUGAGAGGAAGGGAUGCUCUGCCUAGUCAUUUCUUGUUCAAAAUCGAGCCCUUCUCAUUACUAAAAGCUUCAAUUGAUAUAUACAAAACGAGCCAAUUUGAAGCAGGGGGUUUCAAAAGGAGAUUGCUGAUAUACCCAGCUGGGGAAUCUAGCAAAAACAGGGAAAAUCAUAUCUCCAUUUACCUGGAAUUGAUGGAGACAAGUUCUCUCCCUGCAAGAUGGGAAGUCAAUGUGAUUUUCAAUUUUCUAAUAUUCAAUCAGCUUCAAGAUAAGUAUGAUAGUCUCCAGGUUGAACAGGUUUUUUCUCCAAUCCUCCUGAACUGGGAUGCCAGAAAGUUCAUGUCACUGCAUAAACCCAAGGAUCCAAAACAGAGUUUCUUGGUGGAUAACACUUGCAUCAUUGAAGCAGAAGUUACUGUGCUUGGGUUGAUUAAAACUUGA
Pistacia vera is the source of this 525-nucleotide messenger RNA. Its product is annotated as ubiquitin carboxyl-terminal hydrolase 12-like. Gene Ontology annotation, molecular function: protein binding. The record is from RefSeq and is a predicted model, not a curated record. Bases 1 to 525 code for a protein of 174 amino acids. Lineage: Eukaryota; Viridiplantae; Streptophyta; Magnoliopsida; Sapindales; Anacardiaceae. The transcript is spliced from 4 exons.